GUAACAUAGCGAACAGUUGGUGCAGUAAACUGCAGCUAAUAAAGCAAAGUCAAGCCAAGUGCACAGGAAAUGUUAACAAAGUGCAACGGACGUACGGAAAGGUUGUUUAUAGAGUGAUAACAACAACAGUGGACUAUCUAUUUGUACCAUGGGGAUUUAGCUAUCACAAUUCACGAACAUGACUGGAAUCAGAAGGCUCCUGCAUUCGUUCAGGGCUCGAAGGGUCGCCAGGAGAUUGGCCCGCACAGAAUCUGUAUCCUUCAAUGCAUUCUGCAAUGAGGGCCCUGUUGAUCAGUACCCCACAACAAAGGAAUCCUCUUUGUGCAAACCGCCCAAGUUUGAUCAUGGAAACCAUAAUGAAUCUGCAGAGUUUAAUCCGAGAGAUGUGACCAUCUUGGAGUGCAGCCGUCCCUGCAUAGUCACAGUACUGCUGCUCCUUCUGCUCUUGGCUGUGUUUCUCAUUCUCCCUACAAUAUAUUUGCUCUAUUGCUUUGGGGUGCUUCACGUCAAUCAGCAGAAGCAUUUGACGCAUACUUUUGCGCUGAAAGAGAAGGAUCACUAUGCGCCCAAGCUCCACGACCUAUUUAAGAUCAACAGGAUUCCCGCUCAACCGUAUAAGAUUUUACCACCGCCGCCUCCUCCGAACCAAUCGCAGUGUGGCAUACCGCUGGAGGCCAGAUUCGAUUGUUACCCGGAGGAUGGGGCAACGAAGGAGAAAUGCGAGGCGCGCGGAUGCUGCUGGUUUCCCAGGAGCGCUCAGUCGCUGAAGAGGAUCAAACGGAUUCGAGAGUCCGUCGAUGUCUCGUAUUGCUUCUAUCCGAAAAACUAUGAGAGCUACAAGUUCGUGAACGUUUCCAAGACGGAUUUCGGGUUAAUCGCGUUCCUCAAGAGGAACUACCGUAGUGCGUAUCCCGACGACGUCGAGACCGUCAAGAUGAUUGUCAAAUUGGAGACUGAGGAUCGUCUUCGCAUCAAGAUUUUAGAUCCGCUGCACGUGAGAUACGAGCCUCCGUAUCCAUCGGUACCGAUCGUGGACAAAGCGCCGACCGAUUUCUCGUACAUAUUCAAAUACAACAUCUCCGCAUCCGGCUUCAAGAUUCUGCGGAGAUCCGACGAGGCCAUAAUAUUCGAUGCGAUGAACUUGCAGACGAUGAUUUUCGCCGACCAGUUCAUACAGUUCAGUUCGCUGCUGCCGAGCAAAAAUAUCUACGGUCUGGGCGAGCACAGAUCGUCGAUGAAGCUAUCCACGGAAUGGAAGAGAUUCACGAUGUUCAACCAUGAUUCAAUCCCAACCGAGGACCUCAAUUUGUACGGAAUGCAUCCUUUCUACAUGAACGUGGAAAACUCGACAAAGGCGCACGGAGUUUUUCUAUUGAACAGCAACGCGAUGGAGGUUAUUCUUCAGCCGUAUCCUGCUAUAACGUACAGGACUAUUGGAGGAAUCUUGGAUUUCUACAUAGUUUUAGGUCCGAGUCCGCGCGAUGUCGUCCGACAAUACACGGAGAUCAUCGGAAGACCAUUCAUGCCGCCCUACUGGGGCCUUGGUUUCCAUCUCUGCAGAUUUGGAUACAAAACUUUAAAUGAAACGCGUAAAGUAAUGCAGAGAACCAUCGAUGCUGGAAUUCCUUUGGAUACGCAAUGGAACGAUCUGGAUUACAUGAACAACAGCAACGAUUUCACUUACGACAAAACCAAUUUCAAGAAUCUGCCCAAAUUCGUGGAGGAAUUGCACAAAAACGGAAUGCAUUACAUUCCUUUGAUUGAUCCCGGAAUUAGCGCGAGCGAAGUCAAAGGAAGCUACGUCCCGUUCGAUAAGGGUCUUGCCAUGGACAUAUUCGUGAAGAACUCUUCGGGUUUACCAUUCGUGGGAAAAGUUUGGAAUAGGGCUACAACUGUUUGGCCUGACUUCACGAAUCCAAAUUCUGUUGAUUACUGGACGUCCAUGCUGAAGAUACUUCACGAUUCCGUACAGUUCGAUGGAGCUUGGAUCGAUAUGAACGAGCCGUCCAAUUUCCUCUCCGGCUCAUUCGACGGAUGUCCGAACAAUCAUCUCGAGCAUCCGCCCUACCUUCCAGCAAUUGACGGUGGAAUGCUCUUUUACAAGACCAUCUGCAUGUCUGCGAAUCACACAAUCGGACUCCACUACGACGUACACAACCUAUACGGAUUUAGCGAAGCGAUCAUCACCAACUUCGCAUUGGCCGAGAUCAGAGGCAAAAGACCAAUGAUCAUUUCCCGAUCCACGUUCCCUGGUCACGGAAAAUACGCUGGACAUUGGAGCGGAGACGUUUACUCAAAGUGGACGGACAUGCGAUAUUCCAUUCCUCAACUAUUGAGCUUCAGUCUGUUUGGAAUACCAUUGAUGGGAGCAGACAUUUGCGGAUUCAAUGGAAAUGCGACGGCGACAUUAUGCAAUCGUUGGAUGCAAUUGGGCGCUUUCUAUCCAUUUUCCAGAAACCAUAACACUGAUGAUGGAAUUGAACAAGACCCGGUCGCUCUGGGUCCGGACGUAAUCGAGUCAUCGAAGAAAGCUUUAUCAAUUAGGUACUCGAUGUUGCCGUACUUGUACACGCUCUUCUGGGCCGCUCACACUAGAGGUGAUACCGUCGCUCGACCACUCUUCUUCGAAUUUCCUAAUGAUUGGAUAACUUAUGAUAUUGAUAAGCAAUUCCUGUGGGGUUCUGCGCUGAUGAUCAUUCCCGUCUUGACUGAGAAUCAAGUGAGCGUGUCGUGUUAUGUGCCUGCUGCGACUUGGUACGAUUUCUACACCUUCAAAAUGCUGAACGUGAGCGAAGGAAAGACCAUGGAAAUGGCAGCACCAUUAGAUACCAUUCCGCUUCUGAUCCGUGGCGGCAACAUAAUUCCUCAGCAAUCGGCGCUCCAAACCACGACUGCCUCAAGAAUGACCAAAUUUCAGCUUCUUGUAGCGACAAACGAGAGUCAGAAGGCUUUCGGUGAACUGUACUGGGACGAUGGUGAUUCGUUGAAUUCGGCCGAGGAACGAAAAUAUUGCUUGUUGGAGUUCACCAUGGACGGGCAGAAGUUGACAUCGGAUGUCAUCCAUUGGGGAUUCGAGGCACCGCCCAAUCUGGGCGUGGUCAAGGUUUUGGGUAUAUCCGCCGUGACGAAGGUAUACGUGAACAAGGUGGACCAACCGUUCGAUUACAACACCAUCAACAAGUAUUUGUUGAUCAAGGACUUGAAUGUAGACUUAAAGAAGCCCAUGGAAGUUACAUGGACAUAUUAGGAAUCAGCUUCGAAGAGCUUCGUCA
Molecule: messenger RNA, 3272 nt
Organism: Nicrophorus vespilloides
Lineage: Eukaryota; Metazoa; Arthropoda; Insecta; Coleoptera; Silphidae
Product: lysosomal alpha-glucosidase-like
Exons: 13
Coding region: 179-3247 (1022 amino acids)
Biological process (GO): carbohydrate metabolic process
Molecular function (GO): alpha-1,4-glucosidase activity; carbohydrate binding
Source: RefSeq, a predicted model, not a curated record